This is a messenger RNA of Daphnia magna, 2429 nucleotides long. It is a transcript of the gene Git, whose product is annotated as ARF GTPase-activating protein GIT2-like. Gene Ontology annotation, molecular function: GTPase activator activity; protein binding. The record is from RefSeq and is a predicted model, not a curated record. Gene Ontology annotation, biological process: brain development; regulation of ARF protein signal transduction. The transcript has 9 exons. Lineage: Eukaryota; Metazoa; Arthropoda; Branchiopoda; Diplostraca; Daphniidae. The coding region runs from base 136 to 2211 and encodes 691 amino acids.
UUACAGAGGCUGUCAAAAAAGAAGUUUCUGUUUUUUUUUUGUGAAAGCAAGUAGCAGAGCAGUUGAAUGAUUUUAACAAAAACACGCCCUAAAUGACAGACUGUGUGGAUCGUAUUUGUCUGUGAUACUUUAAUUAUGUCUAGAGCGAAACUGGCUAGAAGUGUUGUCGAUACGUGUGCAGAUUGUGGGGCAUUUGAUCCAACUUGGGCCUCCAUUAAUAAAGGGAUUCUCAUUUGUGAUGAAUGCUGUUGUGUACAUAGAACACUUGGCAGGCAUGUAUCUCACAUUAAGUCGCUUCGAAAGGGAACAUGGAUUCCAGCACAGUUAGCUAUGGUCCAUGCACUUCAUAGCAAUGGUGCAAACAGUAUAUGGGAGCAUUCACUACUUGAUCCAACCAAUAGCAAAUCAGUGAGAAAGAAGCCCCAAGCCAAAGAUCCCAUUAAACCAACUAAAGCAGACUUUAUUAGAACCAAGCAUCAGUUACUUGGUUUUGUGUUCAGAGGAGGAAGCAAAGAUGACAAAGAUUGUGGGGAUUUACAGGACAGAGAUGUAUCUAAGCAGCUUCAUUCUAGUGUGCGAACAGCAAAUUUGGAAACCAGUUUACGACUCUUGUCUGCCGGAGCAGAUCCCAAUUACCUUCAUCAAGAAAAGGGCACAUGCCCUUUACAUGUUGCAGCUGGAGCAGGCCAAGCAUCACAAGUAGAAUUGCUUUUGAUAUAUGGCGCUGAUCCAGGAGGUUUGGAUUCGUUCGGAAAGACACCCGCCGAUCACGCUAGCGAAGCGGGAUACAAGGACAUAGCCCAUCGUCUUGUAGAAAGCCAGUACGAAUUGACAGACCGCAUCAGCUACUAUCUCUGCGAACGAAAACCGGACCAUUCAUCGGGCCAGCAUUUCUUGAUUCCUGAAAUGGCUGAUUCUAUUGACAGUAACUCUGACGUAGCCAAAGCUGCAAAGCGUAAGCUACAAAUGCUGCCUAACUAUUUGUUCGAGGAGAUGGCCAUGGAUGCCUACGAUGAAGUGGAUCGAAGAGAAACAGAGCAAUAUUGGUUGGCACUGCAAGGGCCAAACCUUCAGCAAAUGGCCGAUCGGGGUCAUAGCGUUCCUUUUUUACCAGUCAAUGCAGAGCUAUCACCCACACGAAAUCAGGCUCGCCAGAAACUUGGUCGACUCAACGCUCGCGAAUUUGCCACGUUAUUAAUUGAUUUACUCUCCGAAGCGAAAAGAAGGCAGCAAGGUGGAAUGGUUUUCCCCCUAAAAGGUAGGUAUAUAUAUAUUUUCAAUAAUAAAUAUCAGUUGCUUUACUUUAUUUCUGUUCCGAAAGACAUGCAAAACAACAUAAAGCUGGAUGGUUCGGAUGAUGAACCGCUAUACGAUAGUGUUGCUUCUGAAGAAGAAUUUGUACUCGCGGAGCAACAGCAAAUCCUAGCCGAGCAGAAGCAGGCCAACAGUAUUAAAGGACAACAGGACUUGAAUCAACAAAAGAGUGGUGUCUCAGUAGAGGCAUACAUUGGCAUCAAAGAGCAAUUGUCCUUGAGCAACGUGAGAAUGCAGGAGCUAUUAGCAAGUAAUACCAACAUGCAAACGCAGAUUGCCCAACUGCAAAACAUGGUUCAGACGCUGGUGCAAGAAAACAACCAAUUAAAAACUCAACCAGUUCCUGCGAUUGGUGGAACAACAGUCGCCCUUAAUGGACCAGCCACCUCAUCGUCAAAAAGUUUAGAAGAGCCAAUAACUUUAAGGGGAUCCAAAAUUCACGCAGCACGUCAUUACAGCAUGUAUGAGCCAAGAGAAGGACCUCGUUCUCCUCAACGAUCGACGCCCACCAACAGCACAGCUGCUUCCACAACCGCCUCUCCACCACCCCCUACUACCGCUGACGAAGUGGUCCGGCGAACAAAUAUAAUUACUAGGCGUAUACAGGAAGUCUUCCGUAAUGUUCAAGAACGACGCCAGGAUCAAAUAGAGCCUUGUGCUCAACGUAUUGUCGAAGCUGUGCAGACUAUGACAACGAUUGUCCCUCAGGGGGCGAGUGAAGAAGUGAAAAGUUGCAUACAUCAGCUGACAGCCAGCGCUUCUCGGUUGCUGGCUGAAUGCCACGAAGCUGGGACGACAGCUCCAUGCCCACCAGAUCAAGCUGUCACUCAGCGGAUCAUUCAAGGCGCCUAUGACGUGGCUAAGGCGACCAAACAACUGGUCACACUGUUCCAGUAGGACGCCUAUUUUUGCGUAUUUAUGUUUGCCCAUCUAUAAUGCUAGGAAAAUAGAGUAACAAAAUAAAACUGUUGAUUGAAUGAAAUUCUCUAAAUAAUUUAGCGUUUUCAAACAAGUGAUUGCCUAUAUUACUGUGACUGCAAAUAUCUUUUGUUCUGUUUCAAACUAAAGUGCCUCCUAUUGCAAUAAACGAGUCGAUAGAUCCUUUUCCAUCCUCA